Molecule: messenger RNA, 852 nt
Organism: Schistosoma spindalis
Lineage: Eukaryota; Metazoa; Platyhelminthes; Trematoda; Strigeidida; Schistosomatidae
Source: the annotation of a GenBank genome assembly
CCAAGAUUCUCAAACCAUAUGAAAGCGAAAUAAAAUUCGAAAUAAGAAAUUCUAGUGAGUUCAAAGAUUUUAUCAUUACUAUCUACAUGGAAGAUGAAUUAAUGGUACGUUUUGGUGUUUGUUCAUUGUUCACUAAUGUUCCUAUUACGAAGGAUUUAGAUAUUGCGAAUAAACUCUUAGAUUCCAUCACUCAACGUAAACAACGAUGUUUAUUAGGUCCCUCAAACAUUACUAAAGCUAUGGAUCUAUGUUUAUAUUCAACUUUUUUCAAUUUUCGAGAUUUGUACAGGCAAACAAAAGGUGAGGCUAUGGGAUUACAGGUUUCUCCAAUUAUCGAUAACUUACUUAUACAUUCAUCGGAAACAAGUGCUGUCUCAAAGUACCCCCUUUCACCAAAAAUAUGGUUAAGGUACGUACAUGACACUUUUGUCAUCAUAAAAGGAGAUGGAUUAGACGAACUGUUUAUAAACAUCAACAGUUUAUCCGACAAAAUCCAAUUCACUAGGAAGUUGGAAUCCGCUGAACACAGAUUACCUUUUCUGGAUUGUUUGGUUCAAAAGAGAAUGUAAUGAUUGUUUAAAAAUACUAGGUGAAAUAUCCAAAUUACAAGUCAACACAUGUCCGUUCUACCAAAGCGACAGUGACCAAGAAUUCGGUAACCAAAGUUUAAAAAACUCGUCAAUAAACCAAGUGAUAAAGAAACUGAAAUGAAUUUAUUUGUGUCCACUCUGAUGAUGAAUAAUUAUCCUAUGGGUUUUAUAGAAAGAAUAAUUAAGAAAGAAUACGAAAAAGACAAGAAAAUAGAUAAACAAAAAGAAUGGGUUAGCACAGCGGUGAUCCCAUAUCGUAAAG